CAGCGCGGGCUGGAAGCCACCGGUCCCGGAGUCCUUACACGCCAGCUUUGUCGCUUAUUCUUCUCCAGCCUAACCCAGCCUCACCAUGGUGGACGCCUUCGCAGGCACCUGGAAGUUAGUGGAUAGCAAGAAUUUCGAUGACUACAUGAAGUCAAUCGGUGUGGGUUUUGCUACCAGGCAGGUGGCCAAUAUGACCAAGCCUACCACAAUCAUCGAAAUCAAUGGGGACACUAUCACCAUAAAAACACAAAGCACCUUCAAGAACACGGAGGUCAGCUUCAAGCUAGGGGUGGAGUUUGAUGAGACAACGGCAGAUGACAGGAAGGUCAAGUCCAUUGUGACGCUGGAUGGAGGCAAACUUGUCCAUGUGCAGAAAUGGGACGGGCAAGAAACAACACUUGUGCGGGAGCUCAUUGACGGAAAACUCAUCCUGACACUCACCCAUGGCAGUGCGGUUUGUACUCGCACUUACGAGAAGGAGGCAUGACCUGCCCGCCUCGUCACUGACUGCCCCUCCGCCAACUGGUUACCCCUGGACUCAGCACCAAAUUGCCUCAUUUUUUCCUCUGGCGUUUUGUAUAAAUCCACCUUGGUUAGGGAACUUCUUCUGGGAUCAGGUGCACCCCUGGAUCCGGUUUCAGUUCCCAUGUGUUUGGUUUUUUUUUUAACUGCCUUCAAAGAGUGCUCUGAGGUCAAUAAAGCAGAGCAAAGCCA
This is a messenger RNA of Molossus molossus (Pallas's mastiff bat), 714 nucleotides long. RefSeq names its product fatty acid binding protein 3 (gene FABP3). The coding region runs from base 86 to 487 and encodes 133 amino acids. Gene Ontology annotation, cellular component: cytosol; nucleus. The record is from RefSeq and is a predicted model, not a curated record. The transcript has 4 exons. Gene Ontology annotation, biological process: fatty acid transport. Gene Ontology annotation, molecular function: fatty acid binding. Lineage: Eukaryota; Metazoa; Chordata; Mammalia; Chiroptera; Molossidae.